GUAGCUGAAACGAUUGCGCAUGUGCAGUUGAAGCCUAAAGCUUUUCUUUUCUUCUUCGCGUGUUAUCUGGGAAAUUUUUUCGCCAUGGAGGCUAAUGGGGAGGAGGAAAACAGAAGCCUCUACGUUGGCAACUUGGAUCCUUCAUGCACAGAAGAACUUAUCCACUCUAUAUUUAACGGCGUAGCUUCAGUCUCAAGAUGUAAGAUGAUCAACUCGACAACUGGGAAAGACCCUUAUUGUUUUGUAGAAUUCCAUACUAAUUCUGAUGCAGCAAAAGCUUUAUAUCAAAUGGAUAGACGAUUUAUAAUGGGAAAGAAUAUAAAAGUGAAUUGGGCUACUAACAACCAGGGCAUGAAGAGAGGAGAGACAAAUAACCAUCACCACAUUUUUGUGGGAGAUCUUGCCGAAGAUAUAGAUGAUACUACCUUACGAAAGGCAUUCCAACCUUUUGGGGACAUAUCUGAAGUGCGUGUCGUGAAGGACCCAGCAAAUAAAAACAAGUCAAAAGGAUUUGGAUUUGUUGCAUUUGUCAGAAAAGAUGACGCUGCAAAGGCAAUUGCUGAUAUGAAUGGUACAGAAAUCAAGGGUAAAAUAAUUAGGACAAACUGGGCAUCAAGAAAAAACCAUCCUAUACAGAGCAAACCUCUGAAUUGGGAAGAAGUAUUUCAUAAGUCAUCUCAGUUGAACACGACAAUUUAUGUUGGAAAUCUACCACCAGAUGUUAAAGAUUAUGAUCUACAGCAGUUGUUCUCACAGUAUGGUAAUAUAGUGGAGAUAAAGUUAUUUGCUGAUAAGGGAUAUGCAUUUAUAAAGUUUAACACCCAUAAUGAGGCAACCAGUGGAAUAGUAGGAACACAUAAUCAAACUACAUUAGGAGAUCCCAACAAUCCUUACUUGCUUAGGUGUUCGUGGGGAAAAGAGACACCAGAAAUGGUAAACUUCCAGCAGGCUGCAGCUUGGCAGCACCAGUAUUAUGCACCAUUCUACUACCAACAAACCCAGCAACAACAGCAACAACAGAUGCAACCCACACAACAGCAGCAACCACAACAGCCUUAUGUGCAAUAUCCUCAGUAUGCAAUGUAUUAUCACAAUGGGGCCACCUAUCCUACUGGCCAACAGGGUAUGGCGAUGUAUCCUGUACAGAAUUACCAAGCAGCUCAGAUGUCUACUUCCCCCUCUUCAGCCAUUCAAACUCCGAACCAGUCACCACAAGUGAUUGGUAUGCAAGCCAGUGGAAUGCUGACUCCCCAAGGUGGCCCUACACCAUCAUAUGCCAUGCAGCCGGCUGCUGGCUAUCAUGCUCAGUAAACACUGAGCUUAGACUCUCAGUUAAUGAUGCUCAACACAUGAUGAUGAUUUCAAAUGAUGCUCUUUCUCAAUGCUCUUUGCUACUUCUCUGAUCACUCGACCUAUCUGCAUCUUGAUCUAACUGCAUCUUUCUAGCAGUAAUAGAGGUAUCAUUUUGUAUUCCACUUAGGAUAUUGUAAUUCCAACAAAACCAUUGUAUCCAAUGUGGGCUAUCUUUUCUCACCUAUAUGUUAACAUUAUCAUGAAAAAAUGGUGGCAAAUCACCUGUUAAUCACUUUCUAGUGUUAGUUAGCUGUAAGCGGCUGGUCAUAAAGAUAGUAAGGCCAGCUGUUGUAGUAGUCGAUUCUAUCAGAAGAAGUAGUAAACAUGUGAAGAUAUAAUGAAUUAAAAAAACUGUUAAUCAGCGAUGGAAAAACAAACAAAAAAAAACAAGCCAAAAGAAUGAAACCCUGUCAAAAGCUAGGACUAAAAUAGGCCAAAAUGCUUGGGAAAAAUGGACGAAAAUGUAGCAAUAAUAACAUAAAUACUAGACAAGAGUACAAAUACAAGCUAUGAUUAUAUUGCUGAACCCUUUAAUGUUGAAAAAGUAGUUUUAAUGUCCGAAUAUCUGCGUAUUAUGUGGCCGCAAUUUUCACAGCCAACAAAUAGUUUAGUACAAAAAUUAAAGCAAUUUUGGCCGCUAUGUACAGUUUCACAAAAUGCUAACGUCUAUAUUUUAUAUUUAUUGUACGCCAUGGUUUGUCAUGGCUGCCAUUUCUCUAUAAAUCUGUCCUCCAAAGUCGUCUAUUUUUCACCUGUAAGUUCUUCAUUGUGGAUUUUCUAGUAUUUAUGAACUAAAAUGAGAACUUUUUCAACAGAAAAUGGUUCUGAAAGUCAUCGUUUUCACUGACACAUUCAUUGUGUUCUUUUGUAUGUGUUGUUCCUCACUUGUUGUGUGUGUGUGUGUUCUAGUCGUCAGUCAGUGUCAGUCGUGUAUUAAUAGUUUUGAUAGGAGGCAGUGAGAUGACAAGUCUCUUGUAAGUGUAUGUAAAUAUYCCAUCUGCAUAGUAACGAUGCCAUUUGUAUACAGCCAUCAACUAUUAGAACCACAGCUAGUUUGUGUUUGCAGUGCUGCAGAAAAAAAAGGGAAUAAAACAAUGGAAUUUU
Actinia tenebrosa (Australian red waratah sea anemone) is the source of this 2457-nucleotide messenger RNA. Its product is annotated as nucleolysin TIAR. Gene Ontology annotation, molecular function: mRNA binding. NCBI's taxonomy places the organism in Eukaryota, Metazoa, Cnidaria, Anthozoa, Actiniaria, Actiniidae. Gene Ontology annotation, cellular component: cytosol. The record is from RefSeq and is a predicted model, not a curated record.